This is a messenger RNA of Phoenix dactylifera (date palm), 3140 nucleotides long. RefSeq lists its product as uncharacterized. Gene Ontology annotation, cellular component: intracellular membrane-bounded organelle. Lineage: Eukaryota; Viridiplantae; Streptophyta; Magnoliopsida; Arecales; Arecaceae. The record is from RefSeq and is a predicted model, not a curated record.
GUUCUUGGGUUUUCUUGAGCUACCAUUGCCUGCAAAUUGGGGGGCUCCUGUUCCACGUCCCAACUACCAACGGUCAAAUGGCCCCUCCCUCUCUUCGUUCUCCCCUUGUUUCAUUGAAGAGUUCCGUGCUUCGGCUUGGGGUUAGAACUGGGUUAUCUCCCUUCUCCUCUCCUCCAUGGUUCCUCCUCCUCCUCCUCCUCCUCACUUGCAUCUCCCCUUCUUGCUCCUCCUCUCCCGGUGGAAUUUCCUACGCCAGCCACUGCAACUCCACCGUCCCGGAAGCCACCCCCGCUGGCCUCUUGGGCGAUUCCUCCACCUCCUUCCAGAUCCCCAAUGGCUACUACUCUGGUGGCGGCCGCCUCCUCGGCUCCUUCCCUGAAUCUUUUGGCUUCCGUGCCAAAAGCCUCCACCAGACCCAGACCCCUGGCGUUCUUCAGGUCGAUGGGACCCUGGUCUUCAACGGAAGACGAGGAGUCGACUACUAUCCGAAUGGGACAGAUAGCCGCUAUAUCCGCCAUAGGAACUCAACCGCGAGGAGAGAGGCUAUCUUUCAACUCUCUGGCUUCUGGUCCGAAUCCGCCGGCAAGCUUUGCAUGGUAGGGCGUGGGUUUCUCCGGCGCAAACGAGUAGGUACCUCUAUGGAUCUCUCUGCUGUUUUGAAGCUCAAUUACCCUGACAGUUCCAAUAUCUCCACUAGCAUGGCAAAUGGCACUGUCGAGAGCUUGGAUGAAGCCCAGAGCCCGAAUCACUUUGAUCCCAUUUCAAUUUUGGCCUACGCUCAGAAAAAUUACGAGUACACGAUGAUUUCCCAAGCGAAUGAGUCGUGUUCUCAUAUUAAAUUUGAGGAAGAGCUGGUAGGAUUCAAUCCUGGUACGGUCUGUUCCAAUCUCCAGCCCUUCUUGGAUAGGCCCUUUAUAUUGGACACCGGGAGCAGCUGUUCUUCCGGGAACUGUGACCCUUUCGGUAAGGGUCCCAGGAUUUUCCCAGGUUUCAUGUUUUUCAAGCCGAUCCAGUGUUCGGACGGUGGAAGGAUGCACUUUCAAAUAGGUUUCUCCAAUGACACUAUGGCUGCAAAUGAUAGAAUCUUGGUGCCUGACAAGUCCUUAGUUGGAGAGGGGUUUUGGGAUCAAAGUGAAAACCGUCUCUGCCUCAUGGCUUGCCGAAUACUAGACGCUAAAGGGAGUUCUUUGGCCAAUGCCUCUGUUGGUGAUUGCACCAUUGGGCUUAGCCUGGGGUUCCCUGCAUUUUGGUCAAUCUCAAUUCGGAGCACCACCAUCGGACGUAUCUGGAGUGGAAAGAACAAGAAUGAUGCUGGCUACUUCAGCAUGGUUUCGUUCCGAAGUUUGCAAGACGGUGUUGAUCCAAUUCCUGGUUUGAAGUAUGAGUACACCAAAUUGGUUGCUGUCAAGAAAUAUUGUGUAGAGAACAAUGUUACAAAGCUGGGGAAGUGGAGAUAUCCCAAUGGUAGAUACUUUGAUGACAUGAGGUUUUCUCUCUCUCUCAGAGAUGUGAAUGGUAAUGAUGCAUGGGGACAAGCAACUCCGGUAUUCAUUGGUGAGACGUAUCAUGGGAAUGAUGACUCUGUCAUGACAAAUUCAGGGAUGAACCACACCCUCUGGAAUGUAAGUUAUGAGUUAAGCUAUACAUUCUGGAAUGCCUCUUCUGUUGUGGAUGAACCAACUGUGACUACGGCAGAAGGUAUAUAUAAUGCUGAAACCGGAAUGCUUUGCAUGGUUGGCUGUCGAUAUCCAAUUUCUUCAGUUGCUAGAAAACAAGCAAAUGGUGCGGCCUCUGAUUCCAUGGACUGUGAAAUCCUCAUCAACCUCCAGCUCCCCCCUCUAGAUCCACGGGCUGGAGAGCAUUUUAAUGGCACAAUUAGGAGCCUGAGGGAGAAAUCAGACCCACUUUUCUUUGAUCCUUUACAAGUCUCAUCCUCUAGUAUAUAUAGAAUCCAAACAGCUGAAAUAAGCUGGAGGAUGGACAUAGAAAUCAUUAUGGUUCUGAUCUCUCUCACACUUUCAUGUUUUUUUAUCAGAAUGCAGAUCUACCACGUCAAGAAGCAUCCAGAUGUUCUUCCUUCCAUCUCCAUCCUAAUGCUUGUUAUUCUUGCUCUUGGCUACAUGGUCCCUUUAUUCUUGAACUUUGAGGCAUUCUUUGAGCAUCAUAACCGAUAUAGCAUUCUGCUAUGGAGGGGUGGAUGGCUUGAGGUUAUCGUGAGGGUCAUGACAAUGGUUGCUUUCUUGUUAGAAUGUCGUUUGCUUCAACUGGCAUGGUCUUCUAGAUCAGCAGAGGAUGGCAAGAAGGGACUAUCAGUCCCCGAGAGGACAGCUCUCAUGUUGUGUUUGCCUUUAUAUUUUGCCGGGGGACUAAUUGCUUGCUUUGUUCAUGUAAGUUCUCGCAGGCAUAGUUAUGCUAUUUCAUACCACCGUCAUUCCCUGUGGGAGGAUCUGAUAUCUUAUUCUGGGAAUCUGAUAUCUUAUGCUGGUCUGGUACUUGAUGGCUUCUUGCUUCCUCAAGUAAUUCUUAAUAUAUUUGGGAACUCCAAAGACAAGGCUCUCACUCCUUUCUUUUAUGUCGGUACUACUGCUGUUCGUGCAUUGCCUCAUCUGUACGACGCCUAUAGAGCUCACCAUUUCUUUCCCCAACUCGUUUCAUCAUACAUCUAUGCUAGUCCUGAUGAGGAUUUCUACUCCUCCGCAUGGGAUAUCAUCAUUCCUUGUGGAGGUCUCCUCUUUGCAAUGCUUAUAUACUUGCAGCAGCGGUAUGGUGGUGGUUGCAUCCUUCCUGCAAGAUUUAGAAGGCCUGGUCAUAUGUAUGAGAUGGUUUCUAUGGUUAGUCUCUAGCUCUUUCAUAAGAAGAUCCUGGAUGGAGAUCAUGGGUUGCACGAUACUUGUGACAAGGAAGCUAUAUCUAGUUGAUGUAUGUGUUCGACAUGUGGAUGGAAAUCUAGCCAUAUACUGGGACAGUAAGUUUGUGUUUUUCUUCUUUCUUUUUAUUGUAGUUCUAGUACUGCUCUAUUAGGGAAUGGUACAAUGACUAUCAUAAUGGUCAUUGCUUAUUGUUAUAUUGAAAAAUAAAAGGUAACAAUGUUAUUGACUCAAAUGAAUAUAUUACUGAAUUAGAGUUUAUAUCUUUUACCA